AUGGACGAGGAGAAUGGGGAGUCUGACCUGACGACAUGGGAUCGUCUUCUCAACGAGCAGACAGUACUCUUCCGGAAGACGGCCGCGAGGAAUGCGGAGCUCGAAGCGCAAGUAGAAGAACUUGAGCGGGAGCUCUCCGUAUGGAAGGCUGCACUCAAGACUGCGGACGAGGAGAAGAAGACUCUGAAUAAAACCAUCCUCCGGCUCGAGCGCAAUAUUGGCUCUUUGAGAGAAGACAACCCUCUCGUCCUGUGUCUCAUUGACGGCGAUGGAAAUAUCUUCUCCCCCGAGCUUAUUACUUUGGGCCAGGCAGGAGGGCGCCAGGCUGCCAUGCUCCUUACCAAAGGCCUCACAGAUUAUCUAUCGAACACAGAGUCUGCGGAGGCAGCUUCUGGACGCGGUCAAAUCUGGCUGACAAUCUAUUGCAACAAGAGCGGGUUGGUGGAGACAUUGACGAACCACAGUCUGUGCUCCGCCGAGCAAUUCGAGGCGUUCGUAGCUGGAUUCAACCAAGCGUCACCGUUGUUUUCAAUUGUAGACGUUGGAAAUGGUAAAGAGGCGGCGGAUGCCAAAAUUAAAGAAUGCCUCAGAGUUUUCACGCGCUUCCCCCAAACAGUACGAGUAUUCUUCGGAGGCGCACAUGACAAUGGAUAUACAUCUACCCUCAACUACCUCCAGAAUGAAGGUCUCUUAGACAAGAUCGUCCUCCUUCGCGGCUACAAAGACCUUGCACACGAACUAAAAAGUCUAGGGCUUCCCCAUCUCGAGAUUGAAGGCGUCUUCAUGACGAAAAAGCUGCCCAAUAACUCAUUCAAGAAGAUCACCGGAUUCAGCCAGCUGCAGAUGCUGCCGUCAGUGCAGCUGCAGGACUUCGAGAAAUUCCGCAGCAAAGCCAUCAUUCCUACCACAACCCACCGGAGCCCGACCAAGCGGCCAAGGCGUCUUGAUCCCGAACAGCCCCUCCAUAAACAAAAACCCCCACCGUGCAAUUUUUAUUACCUCGCUGAAUGUAAACAGGGACAAAAUUGCCGCUUCGGACACGAUUAUGUCUUGCUUCCUGAGCAAGUUGUCGAACUUCGUGAGGCCUCUAAGAAAUGGCCUUGUCCUUCGGUCAAUAGAGGUCAACCGUGUCAUCUUGGUGAUGCUUGCUGCAUGAGUCACGUUUGCCCUAAAGGCCCUCGUUGCUCAUUUGCCAAGGCUGGAAAGUGCAAGUUCAUUGGUGAGGGCAUGCAUCGGGACACGUCGUCAUAUCGCGACAACCGCAGCGAACGCUCCAACCAGAGCUCCAGGACAACGAAUUCAUCAUCUCACGAAUCAGCAGCACCGCCGCCCGCGAGUUUGACGAACAGCGAGAUGUACUUGCCCAGUGGACACGAAAUAGGAAUGAUGCUUACAUCCGGACCAUCAAAUAACAACGACGCCGAACAUAACAACAACUCCUUGCUAUCCAGGAUCGAAUUGGACCCUGGUCCUUACGGAUUUCGAGUCCCCGAAAGGAAAAGAACUACGCGAGCACGUGCGCAAAACAGAGCACUCCUAGAGAGCCUCGGUCUUGGUGGUGCCCUCAUUCCGCCAGGUCCCAAGGCGGCAAAACGCAGAGCACCACGGAAACGCAAAGCCUCAGUCAUCAAGGACGGUAGCGAUGAGAAUGAAGAACAGCCGAAGAAAAGCGCUCGAAUUGAAGAGACUGCAAACAGCCAAGACGGGGCGGAAGGAGGUCCGCGCAGGAGUGGAAGGAACCGGGGCAAGGUCGUCGACUACAAAGACGAUGGUGCCAGUCCCAACGCGCGUUUCGUCCCACAAAUUAUUAGCGCAAAGGCUGCUGCGAAAGAGAUGGGUAAGGAACCUAGGAACGUGAGCAUGCGGAUCCAUGACCCGAAAGUUUUCGGCCCCAUACCCGGAAUUUCUGUCGGUACAUGGUGGGAGAGACGGGACGAAUGCAGCAUUGAUGCUGUUCACGCACCCGUCGUCGCUGGAAUUGCGUUCGGUCCUGAAGGCGCGUAUUCGGUGGCCCUGUCAGGCGGUUAUGAAGAUGACGUGGAUCUGGGCGACGCGUUCACCUAUACAGGUUCAGGUGGACGUGAUCUGAAGGGGACGAAGACUCAGCCUAAGAAUUUGCGUACCGCCCCGCAGAGCAGUGAUCAGUCCUUUGAUCAUCGGCCGAACAUGGCUUUGAUGAAAUCUUGCGAGACAAAGAAGCCUGUCCGUGUGAUUCGGGGAUUCAAGUUGCGGUCUCCUUACGCUCCCAGCCGAGGGUACCGCUACGAUGGGCUGUACACGGUCGAAAAGGGUUGGAUGGAAAAAGGUUUGAAUCCGAAGGGUUACAAGGUUUGCAAAUUCGCUUUAAAGCGAAUGGCGGGACAGGUACCUAUUCAAUUCAACACCGAAGGUGGUGACUCCGGUUCUGAAUCCGAUGGUGAACUUGAAGAGGUGGUGGGAGUAAAAGACCAGGCUUCGCCCUGA
Messenger RNA from Sparassis crispa, 2463 nucleotides. RefSeq lists its product as hypothetical. Gene Ontology annotation, biological process: negative regulation of gene expression via chromosomal CpG island methylation; protein ubiquitination. The coding region runs from base 1 to 2463 and encodes 820 amino acids. The record is from RefSeq and is a predicted model, not a curated record. Gene Ontology annotation, molecular function: ubiquitin protein ligase activity; metal ion binding. The transcript has 21 exons. NCBI's taxonomy places the organism in Eukaryota, Fungi, Basidiomycota, Agaricomycetes, Polyporales, Sparassidaceae.